GCGCUACUACCAGUGAUGGUGUGGAUUCAUGGCGGUGGUUUCUGUACCGGAACCGGUUCUUCGGUGCUUUACGAGCCGCCCUACCUCGUGCAACAGGGCGCAGUGAUCGUGAGCAUCAACUACCGGUUGGGUGCGUUGGGUUUUCUCUCGUUACCAACGGCCGGUAUUCCGGGCAACAUGGGUCUCAAGGAUCAACGGAUGAGUUUCCGGUGGGUGCGCGAAAACAUCGCCCGGUUCGGUGGCGAUCCCAACAAUGUAACCAUCUUUGGUGAGAGUGCCGGUGGUGCUUCGGUGCAGCUGCACUAUUUGAGCGAAGAUUCGAGGCCGUACUUCCAGAAAGCGAUCGCGCAAAGUGGAACCGCUUUCAACGAAUGGGUGUGGCAACGCGAGCCUGUCGAACGAACUCGCAAGCUUGCACAGUUGCUCGGUUGUAAGGGUGAUUCGGAUGAGGAUGUUCUUGCUACGCUUAUGAACGCUCCCGCUGAAAAAAUGGCCGCCUUGCAGAACCAGGUGUUGAGCGAGCGAGAACAAACGCUACUGCUACGUUUUCCGUUUACACCCGUCAUUGAGAAGGCCGGUAGCGAGGAUGCUAUCAUCACGGAACAUCCUUCCCAAGCCACCGAAAAAAAGUUCCGAGAGGAAAUUCCGAUCGUACUAGGAAGCACCAAUGAAGAGGGUUUGUUACUGUGGCCGAUGAUCCCCGAAAAGCUACCGUUUUAUUCGAGCGACCCAUCGCGGUUCAUUCCUGGCACGCUGACCAUUCAAGGUGACGAGAACGCACGGUAUGCUAGCGACGAAAUUGCGCGAUUUUUCUUCCAAAAUCAGCCCGUUUCGUUAGAUACCAUAGGCAGCAUCGCUACAGUGUUGGGCGAUAAUCUCAACAUGCUCGCAGGAUACGUUGCCGCGGAACUGCACGCCCGAUACCAAAGCGCUCCGAUGUAUAUGUACGUGUUUUCCUUUGUCGGCGAGUUGAACAAGUAUCGCCAGGAAAUGCAAGUCCCGCCAGAACAUCCCGGAGCGGCCCAUGGUGACGAUUUGUAUUAUCUGUUCAGCUCAACCGCCUACAAAACGGAAGUAGCUGACGAUGAAUCUACUGCGGGCAAGUUUCGGGCGUAUUUGUGCAACCUAUGGGUUAACUUUGCACGCACCGGAAAUCCAAACCCCCAGGGUACUGCCGAUUGGACACCGAUAGAGCGUUCAACUCAAGACGCCGAUCAGUACUUCCCAUCGGUCAUGAAUCUGGAGCACGUGGACAGCAACAAAAUGACGACGGAGUUGUUCUAUGAACGUUUUCAGUUUUGGAAAAAUCUCUACCACAAAUUCAACGGAUCGCAUCUGCUGCCACAGAUAGAAUAAGUGGACGACUCGGAUUGGAUUUCGGCAUAAUGGAAACACAGGGACAUUUUUCAUAUUAAAAUAUAUAUAAAAGAUAUAUUCCCGCCCCC
Messenger RNA from Anopheles nili, 1445 nucleotides. RefSeq names its product esterase B1-like. The record is from RefSeq and is a predicted model, not a curated record. NCBI's taxonomy places the organism in Eukaryota, Metazoa, Arthropoda, Insecta, Diptera, Culicidae. The transcript has 3 exons. Bases 16 to 1356 code for a protein of 446 amino acids.